This is a messenger RNA of Leptomonas pyrrhocoris, 2716 nucleotides long. Its product is annotated as dNA repair protein-like protein. NCBI's taxonomy places the organism in Eukaryota, Euglenozoa, Kinetoplastea, Trypanosomatida, Trypanosomatidae. The transcript has a single exon. Bases 332 to 2716 code for a protein of 794 amino acids. Gene Ontology annotation, molecular function: ATP binding; ATP-dependent chromatin remodeler activity. The record is from RefSeq and is a predicted model, not a curated record.
AGUUAACGCCUUACAUCUAUUAGAAGUACUUAAAUCCGCUCUUACAAGAGGAGCACUGGCACUGUCCAGCGAUUGAGGCUCAAGGACUGCCAAGAAGCUAAGAAGAGUCUUUUCCCCCUUUUUAUUAUGAUCUGCUGGUGUACAGCUCUUCCAUUAUUCUGAGCGGUUGAAUCGGUGCAAAUAACUUGCUUUUGCUUUGUGUGCGAUAGCAUAAUUGUUUUUUUUUUUCCGACUGCUGCUGUUAAAAGAGGAGAUUAGAAAAGGAAAAAAAUUUCUUUGCUCCUUACUAAUUUAUCUAGACACAUACUUGUGACUUUUACAGUAUGAUCACAUGAAACUCUGCAAACUUUGGCGAUUUCAGUUUUCUCGGCGACGCUUCGCUGUCGUCAUCCAAGCUCCCCUGUCGUCCUCAGAAGCAGCCCCAGUUCGCGAGUUUUAUUCAUCUUUCUCCUACGAUGACGAGCUGCAGACCAUGGAAGUGCCUGAUAUGAGCACUCAGCUGCUUCCUUUUCAGAAGGAAGGCGUGGGCUGGAUGGCACAACGUGAGAUGAACCACGUCGGUGGCAUUAUGGCUGACCAUCUAGGGAUGGGAAAAACCGUACAGAUGAUUGGGUUGUGCUUGGUUUCAGACAAGGUAAACAAGUCAUUCCACUCAAAGCAUCUGAAGCAGAGUAAUAUGCUGGCUGAAGGAAGCCGGCUCAUUACGGUUCUUCGUCAGAUGCAACGGAUUAGCGUCGUUGCAAAUUGCUCACGCAUUAACCGACCGGGGGACGAUCUCAAUUCUCUCAUUUCCUCCACCAACGAACGGGUUAGGUCACGUAAAGGCAACUUCAAGGCAAUUCGCAGUGAGAUCGAUAAGUGGUUGCAUUUUGCGGGCAAAUUUCAUCCGUCCUACGCGGAUCGUGCAAAAAGUUUUUUAGAUGAUGCCGAAAAGAAGGACUAUCAGCUCAUUGUCUCGAAGGAGCUGCGCACACUCGUCGUGGUCCCAGCGUCCCUUAUGCUUCAGUGGAAAUCAGAAAUCGAGUCCAAGGUGAAGGCUUCCAAGAAAAUUACGAUAUACCUGUAUCACGGCGACAAUAAAUGGGUGAGCAGCACAGAGCUGGAAACCUACGAUUUUGUCAUCACGACGUACGAGACGCUGACCAACUCUUCUCUUCCAGCAUUUAUUCCCGGGGACAAACCGCGCACUUUUGCGUUCAGUCGAAAGGAGGCUGGCCCGCUGUUUCAAAUACACUGGAAGCGCAUCAUUCUGGACGAAGCCCAUAUGAUUCGUCAUACCCGGACACAACGGUGGCGGGCAGUGCAAGAGCUACAAGGGUUGCACCGGUGGGCGGUUACGGCAACACCGCUUCACAACUCUAUCGACGAUCUGCAGAACUUACUUCACUUUAUAGGACUACCGCGUCUACCUAUUCUGCCUGGGACAAACUCAGAGGAGCUGCUGAACGACCCGAUCUUGCAACGCAGCAUUGCGCGCUCGCUGCAGCCGGCGUUUCUGCGACGUGGCCCAGUUAUGAUCCGCAACGGGGUAAAGGAGGUGCUGGUGCAGUUGCCACCAAAAACAGAGGUGGUGAUGAGGCAGUCGUUUACGGUGAAGGAAUCGCACAUGUACAACAGUGUGCUGGCGCGAUCAAAAAGUGCCCUGGCUUCUUCAGAGGACAAGGAUGGAGGUGUCUUUCACAUUUUCGCCAUGAUGACGCGACUCCGACAGGCAUGUUGCCAUCCGUGGAUCAGCCGAGGCCGUGCUGUUCAAGUUUCUGUCUGCGGCAUUUGCAAAAACGAAGCGUCGUCUGCCGUUGUGACAAAAUGCGGACAUGUCUUCUGCCACGAAUGCCUACUCCUGCAGUUUCGCGACGCCGUUGACGGCGAUGAAGUUGCCACCCGUACACAAUGUCCUAACUGCAGCCAAACAAUAACGUACGCAUCGGUGUUCAAGCAGCAGACGCUGUCGUCUCAUGACCGAAUUGCGCAAUACAGGCGGAACGAAUUCGAGCUAAGCACCAAACUGCGCAUGGUGUUGCGUGCUAUCCACGAAAUGCAGCAGAAGCAUCCAGACGACAAAAUGAUCAUCUUCUCCCAAUUCACUUCUUUUAUGGACGUCGUAACAGUAGCGCUUGAACGCUAUAAAAUCGCCUCCUUGCGCAUCGAUGGCACGAUGACGCUGUCAGCGAGGAACGCGGUUAUCCGCCAGCUCCAAAACGACAAAAGCGUCAAGAUUGUGUUAGCGAGCAAAACGUCUACCGGCGUCGGCCUCAACCUCACGGCGGCCAAUCACGUCGUUGUGGUGGAUCCGUGGUGGAACCCUGCCAUUGAAGAGCAAGCCGUGCAUCGUUGUUACCGCAUCGGCCAGAAAAAACCGGUGUAUGUGACGCGCUUCAUCAUUUCAGAUACUAUUGAACAAUACUGCUACGAGAUCUGCCAGCGCAAAAAGGAGUUCGGCGAUGCGGUGCUACGUGCUGCAACGGCCGGCGAUUCGGGGGCAAAGAUGGCCGCGUCGCGCCUUCAUGAGCUCAUGAGUCGCCUCAAAUACGUUGGUGACGGCGAGCAAGACGCGGCCAGCGCGAAAUCUGUGGACGAUGCAGAUGCUGCUUCCAACGAAAGGGAAAAAGAAACAAAUGGGCAACAUGAAAAGGACGUCUCUGCUGACAAGGAAAAUGCAGCAUCUUCUAAGGGCUCUACGAAGCUCCACAGUGAGAUAGCCACCAAAGUUGUGUGA